Messenger RNA from Mytilus trossulus (common blue mussel), 2060 nucleotides. Its product is annotated as baculoviral IAP repeat-containing protein 3-like. The transcript is spliced from 5 exons. Gene Ontology annotation, cellular component: cytoplasm; nucleus. Bases 17 to 2017 code for a protein of 666 amino acids. NCBI's taxonomy places the organism in Eukaryota, Metazoa, Mollusca, Bivalvia, Mytilida, Mytilidae. Gene Ontology annotation, biological process: negative regulation of apoptotic process; regulation of cell cycle. Gene Ontology annotation, molecular function: cysteine-type endopeptidase inhibitor activity involved in apoptotic process. The record is from RefSeq and is a predicted model, not a curated record.
AGAAAAUCUUCUUUGGAUGGAUAUGGCAGUACCAAUAAAUAACGAAGAGCAAAAAGACAAGAUCAUUGAAAGGGACGUAAUUCAUCUAGACAACUCGAAUAUAGGGAAUGGUCAGUUUACAAAUGAGGAGAAUUCAACAACAUCAGCCACACGCAAAGGUGACACAGAGAAAACUUUUAUUAAACAGCAAAUACUGAAAACCAACUUUGCAACAGCUGUUACAAUACUUAGCUGUGUUAUGGCUUGUAUCAAAACAUUUCAAAACGAAUUCAUGGACGCAUCACAAAAAUAUGCGAAAAGUCAUUUGGCGUGUUAUAAAAUGAGGACUAAACAAAUGAAGCCUAGCAUGGCAAAAGAGGUUAUUUUUAUUUCAAAAAGUAAAGCAUGGUUGCAAAGAUUUGUGAGAACAUUACAUUUCUACCCAAAAUCGUUUUUGAAUACGUAUUUGUUGGAAUCUGAGGAAUAUCAUAAAUUUGUGGAUCAACAGAAAAAUUCGGGUAAUAAAAAGGAAGCUAUGCAAUUUGAGUGGUGUAGAUUAUCAAGUUUCGCAUCGUACCCACAGACAUGUCAUUCAGUAAUACGACUCGCAGGCGCUGGCUUUUACUAUGACGGAAACGGAGACGAAGUUAUCUGCUAUUUUUGUGGCUUAACACAUAAAAAUUGGAAACCAAUAGAUGAUCCAAAACUAAUUCACAAGCAAAAGGCACCUAAAUGUCCGUUUGUUAUGAAGAAUAUAAGUGAAAUUUCAAAGCAAGAUGAUGUGCCGACUUAUUCUACAUAUGGUGGACAUACAUCAUCGGGAGGCGCAUGUGGAAACGCUGCAGAUUCUGCAAAUUUAUCAGUGAUCAGUGAGAAACAAUAUGAGUUUGUAAAAGAACAACAUAGAAAUGAAUCAAGAGCUCAUAAUGAAAAUACUUUCACAGUUGUAACGAAUCGUGAAAAUUCUGUUGCGGUUGACAGAAAUCGUGAAAAUACCGAAUCGUCAAUGCCGCGGGAAAGAGCAGAAUACUUUUCUUCACAGAUAAAGACGAACCAAACGCAAACCGUUCACUCUAGAAACAACACAACUGGUCUCAUUCACAUACCAGCGACAAAUGUUGCUCAACAACUAACUUCAACACAUGCAAUUGAAAAUACUGCGGGAUCUUCGGCUUCAAAAACGGCACCAAUAAGCAUCGGCAUUUGUCUUGAAAAACCUAAAUAUCCUAAAUUUGCUAUAAAAACAACUCGCUUGUCAUCAUUUGAUAACUGGCCUUCAUACUUGACUCAAACGCCAGAAGAACUGAUCAAUGCAGGUUUCUUUUACACCGGUAUCGAGGAUCAUUGCAGAUGCUUUUUCUGCGGAGGGGGUCUGAGAAGAUGGGAGGAAGGAGAUUUGCCUUGGACAGAACAUGCUCGAUGGUAUCCAAGGUGUCCAUUUAUUAUACAGUGCAAGGGAGAGAAGUUUAUUGAGGCUGUUCAACAAGGGGGAAAUCCAGAGAUAACAAAAAAUGUGGCUGAAAAAGAACACAAGCAUUCACCUAGUGGGUUAAAUGGAUACGCAAAUAAUCCAGCAGUACAAACCAUUCUUGACUUUGGGUACGAAUGUGCAGUUGUAAAGACAGCCUAUGCAAGAUUAAAAGAAUCCGGAAUACAUGAUGUUACGGCAUCACUAUUAUUAGACACCAUUUGUGAAAGAGAAGACAGUGACAAUCAACAUGGCUCCUCUGAGCAGACUAUUUCUAGCCAUAGCACAACACAAGAAAAAGAUGAAGACGAUACAGAACAUUUCAUAAAAAAACCAGACUACAUUGAGAAAAUUGAUCCAACACUUGAAUUAUCCAUCAGGAGUCUUGAAGAAGAGAACAGGAAUUUAAAAGAUCAACAAACCUGUAAGAUUUGUCUAGACGAACCGGUGGCCAUCGUUUUUCUCCCAUGUGGUCACAUGGCUGCAUGUAUUAACUGCGCUCCAGCUUUGAGAAGAUGUCCAAUCUGUAGAGCUUUUAUUAAAGGCACUGUAAAAGCUAUAAUGUGCUGAAAUAUUUCCAGAACGAUUAAACGCUUUAGAAACAAUUUUAGUU